Lymnaea stagnalis (great pond snail) is the source of this 13514-nucleotide messenger RNA. NCBI's taxonomy places the organism in Eukaryota, Metazoa, Mollusca, Gastropoda, Lymnaeidae. The record is from the annotation of a GenBank genome assembly.
AUUAAAUCGGAUCUGCGGAAAAUUAAAAAUUAGAUCCAUUGUUUUUGUUAAAGUAAUGGUUUAUUUUUAACUUUAUAAAAUACAAUAAGGUCUAUGCCUAUACCAUUAUUUAUGUAGUUGUCAUCAGUCUGAUUUGAAUGGUUCACAUUUAUUUAUAUUAAAUGAGACUUGAUAUGUGUGUGUGUUGCUAGUGCUAGCCAGGCCUAGGCUAAUUUACUUACCACCUAAUUUAUUUAGUAUUACUAAUUUAUAAAUAAAAAAAUAUAUUGUAUAUUAUAUAUAUUAGCAGGGACGUCAUUUUUAUAAAUAAAAAAAUAUAUUGUAUAUUAUAUAUAUUAGCAGGGACGUCAUUUGGGUAGGGCAGGGUGGUGCAUUUGCCUCCCCCCCCCCCUUUCCUGAAUUUUUAGGUUUUAUUUAAAUUGCCAUGUACUGUGGUCGCCUCCAGUAAUAAACAACUUACCCCCCCCCCUCCCCUUUUCGUAAAUUAGCAGGGAAGUCAUUUGGGUAGGGCCGGGUUGUGCAUUUGCCUCCCCCCCCCCCUUUCCUGAAUUUUUAGGUUUUAUUUAAAUUGCCAUGUACUGUGGUCGCCUCCAGUAAUAAACAACUUACCCCCCCCCCUCCCCUUUUCGUACCCAUGAAAAAAAACUGACAUGACGCCCCUGUAUAUUAGUACUAAAUUAAAAUACUAUUUUAAUAUUUCUAUUAUUAGUUAUGACCUAUAAGUCUAAAUAAAAACUAAGUUUUCUACUCCAGUCCAGUUAGAAACAUACAACUAAAUCUAAUCUAAUCUAAAGCGAAGGAAAUCAGUGAAUUGUGAAACAAGUUAUAAGAAAACCUGAAAAAAAGAUGCACCAAAACAAUGAAGAUGUUGGCAAAAAUCUUUCUUCAGUGAACAAACAAUGAUUAACAUAAAAAUAAACACUUAACUGACUUAACUGAAGCUGAAAUGUUGUAUCCUAGAGGACAACAAGCGGAAUGUAAUAGACCAUUCAUUAGCUAGUAUGUAAAAAAAUUAAUAUUGGCCUACACAAAAGGCAAAGGAAGAGAGGAAAAUUAAAUCCAAUGCUAUUAAUUAUAUAAAGGAGAAGAAGUGGGAGUGGAGAAAAUGUUUUAGGAGUGAAGUAGAACAUGAAAUUCAUGGAUCAGUUUGUUUUCUAUGUUUACCCUGGCAGGCGUGUUGGUACAGGAAACAAUUGACAGUAACAAUGAUGGCUGGAGCCCUUGUGGCAUGGUCACUUCAAUUGAAGUGAUGAAGUUACUUGGCCAUCACCAUCGCUGAAGAACGCGAUACCUUGUUUCAUAAUUUCCUUGUGGCUGAGCCCGAAAUCAGUCUCCCUCCCCCCCCCCUUUUUUUCUUCUCAUAUCUUAUGCUAACCAUAACUUUGUCAUUAAAUUUAUCUUUAAAAUUGUCCAUAUUUGAAAUUUACUAAAUAAAGUAGGUGUAAAUUAGUUGAAUCUUCCAUAGUUGGAAAAUGCCUCUUUGGACUUGUGCAUAGUUAUUGGGUAUUUUAACAGACUAUUUUUCUUUGACUCAUUUAUAAUACUAUACAAUUUCCUCUUUCACUUUACAAAUUGCAUUAACUGUUUCUUUAUUAGCCUAGAACUACUUCUACAUGAAGCUUUGUUUUUUUCAAGGUUUAUAAGAUGAUCCCCUAAACUUUCACUGACUGACUGAAGACUACCAUCAAUUUGAAACUUACCUGUCAUCAUGCUUACAUCUAAAGACUUGUGAGUCAGUUUUUAUAUUCUGUUGUUAGUUAUCUAUCAAACUUAUGAUACAACCAACUUAAUUUUUUACUUACAACAAUGCACUAUAUAAUAAAGGCACUUGAGGAAUCAAACGUCAAACCCCACCUGAAGUUGAAAGACCGCAGCCUAUUUGGUAUGUGAUAAUACCAGGUAGUCUUUGCUGUCCCAAAACACAAAAUUAAAGAUAUUUGUCAUACAUUUUAUUUUUAAUGAGCGAUUGUUCAUGGGAUGUAAUAGUUAAAAAAGUUUUUUUUAUAUUUACUUUAACUGUCUAAGCUUAGAUAUUUUAUUUCAGUAUAUGUUUCUUUUCAGUGAGCGACAUAGCCACGAAUAUGGAGACAUAAUAGUUUCAUGUCCAGUUCAUAUUUCAAAGGGAAUCAGGCAAAAAGAAAAUGAACAAGUUCUGCAGCUCUGUUGCGCCCUGCUUAACUCUUGUGGAGGAAUUUUAGAAAUGAGGAACAUAGAUUUCAGCAAUGGUACGCAGUCAAAAUCAUUGGAUGCAUGGUGGAGUGGAAUGGAGAGCAAUCUCGCAAACAUUAUGUCCUGCGAUGAUAUCUGCAACUAUUUUGAUUUUAUCGGCAACUAUGAUGAUGAGUAUUUUUACCUUUUUGUGAAAUCAGCUGAAUAUUUGUGCACGUUAGACUACAACUGCCGACUGCCAACAGAUACUGCUACACACUGUGUGACGUACCAGUCGGCCAUUAAACUCUGUUCCACUAUGGGAUGCAGCAAGCCUUUAUCAGCUCUACCUCCCAUACCAUCAACUUUUCUCAAUGGGCAAAUUGAAGAAAGUCUUAAACAGGAAGGUAAACAGAUUCAGUUCAAACUGCUCGUCUCAGAGCCUGACUCCACUAGGACACUGGGAGACAAGGUUUGCUAUCACAGCAGCAGAUAUAUCUCAGCCUUUGCCAAUCACGAAGGUGGUCACAUAUAUUUUGGAAUUGAGGAUGCCACAGCUGCUAUUUAUGGCGAGGAAAUAUCUGAAAGGGAUGAAGUAAAAUGUAGUAAGUUUAUAUACUUUUAUUUGUGUUUGUAUACAUAUUAUUUUUCUUUGUUUAACUUGACAAAUUUGUUUGUACUCCUCUAGGAUACAAGAAAAAUAAAUAGUAAAACCUCUCUAGGAGUUUUAAAUCAGAUUAACAACAGUUAAAGCUACUUAAAAAGUUAUAGUAAUUGCUUUAAUGGGCCAUCCUAAAAGAUUGGUGAAGACGAGAAACCUUGUAGCAAAAAUGGGACCCUAUCAGCAGGUCAAUGUUUGAUUUAUAUAAAUUUAAAAAAAAAAAAAUUAAUUAUAAAAUGUAUGCUUUCAGUGAAAAGAAACAGUGACCUAAAUUCCAUUGAUUUGUUUUGAUUUUACACUCUGUAUACUAAGAUUUCAAAAUCAGGAGUAUCAUUACACUUGAACAUCUGGGGAGGGCUCUGUAACUCUGGGAAUGGGCACAUGUUUUUGCUCACAAAACCCGGUAAAUAAAUUUCACAAUGGUUGCAGCCCCCACCAAUCAUGAUGAUGGAUUGCUUACUAAAUAAUAAUAAUAAUAAUAAAAUUUGGAAUAUUUGUAACUAUGAUUUCAGUAUAAUUGAAAUUGGGUUAUUGUUUGGUAAGAAUGAACAACCUAUUUAGAUUGGCACUGGAAUUUUUUUUUUUUUUUAUCUUUAACAAAAAUAAACAUAAUAAGCAAGAUUUUUAUAAAUAUUAAUGAUUAUCAUCCAUCGCCUUAAAAAAAGAAUUCCUGUUGUAUUUGUAGUGUUUAUUUUAAUUUUUUUUUCAUUUUAAAUCAGUAUUUACGAUUUUCUUUCUCAGCCAAUAUGAUUCAGUCAAAGAUGAAUUCCAUUAUCUGGGGAGACACAAGAUUUGCUGCACUAAAAGGAGUUCAUUGGGAUAUUAAAUUCAUUCCUGUUUUUAAGUCUCCAAAUCAGGUAUAACUUUGCAAUUGAUUUUUGUUUUAAUUGAUUGAUACUGUAAAACGAAUAUCUAAUUAUAAAGAAUGAAUGCAGACAUCUGGUUUUUAAUUUUAAAUGUAAAUGUGUGACAUAUUUCCUUCUGUGUUUCUUUUUCUUUCUUAUUUGAGUUUAAAUUCAAACAACCAUCCAACUCAAAUGAGAUAUUCAUUUAGCUCAAUACAUUGACAACAUGAUACAUGGUAACAAGUAAUAUCAUCCUGUUAUGAAAGUCUGCUUUGCAAGAAGCUAAAAGUCCGCUCCAAAUAAUGUAAUAUAUAAAUGAGAGUGAUGACUGAGAUACAAAUACUGAACUUUUUAUUAUUCUGAAUAUCCCGUAAUUAUGAGGUAAAUAUUUAAAAAAUUCAUCUUGAUGGAUUAUUUGAUGUGCCCCCCCCCCCCAACCCUCUUAUUUUAAGUGACACUGCAGGACAGAAAACUGGUUUGCCACUUGCUGUCAAUGGUGCUGUGGAUGUCCUAAUGUCCUGUGUUUUUGCAUCUAAAAAAAAAAAUUGCAACAAAUGUCUACCCUUCCAUUUUUUUUUCUUCUCAGCAACGCAGGAAGGUUAUAGUAGUGUCAGUGUGUAAGAUGUUUGGCGGAGUUUUCACUAGCUGUCCUGAAUCGUACGUCCUUACAAGCCAAGUACAAGCAAAUCGAUGGGCCCCCAAAUAUGGAAUACGUCGGCUGGAAUUCGAUGAGUGGAAAGCUGAGCUGCUUAACCAAACUAGAGGUUCUUUAAACACACCAUUUAAUCAUCAUUUGAUCAUUAGUGGAGUUGAUGAUUGCAUUUGUCUCAUUUGAAUGUGCUUUGAAUUUUUGUACAAGCUGUAUAUCAAUUGCAAAGUAUAAUAAUGCUACAGUAAAACCUCCGUUUUACGACCUUAAAAUUGCCAUUAAAACGAGGUCUUAAAUUGGAGGGCUUCUUAAAAAAGAGGUAGGACAUUUUUGAAAAACAACAUUUAGAAAAUUAAGUAAACAAGUAAAAUAAAUACAAAAAGUACACGUACCAUUAAGUAUAGGCAAUAUCUACCAUCUUUCUUUCAGAAAUAUAGAUUAAACUCCAUCUCACAACCAAUACUGUCACUAUCUUCAUUUUCCUCAUUGAUUCCAAAAUAAAAAAUCAAUGCUGGUAUGGUCAUUGUUUAAAAUCAUGUGUAAGUGCUGAGUGCAUGCUUAGAGUUAUAACUAUUUAUGUAUAAGAUAAGCCUAUUAAUAUUGUUGUAAUUAUUUUUAUUCAAUCAUUGAAUAGUUGUUGUUUUUUUUUUAAAGAAAGCUGUUAUUUCUGUUUGAUUGCAUGAAUGUUCUUUUUACUUUUAGUAGACAUGGUGUCGGCAAGGUCUGAAAGGCCCCUGCUCAGGGUAAAUCUGGUCAGCUCCUUAGAGUAUUUCAAGGCAGUGGAUAAGUUGAUAGGAGUUAUUUCCCCUUCACUACUUCCAAGCUGCUUAAAAGUUGUAAACGAAACUGUUUUCUUCAACUUCAAGCGCACAAAUCUCAUUGCUUUAGAAAAAUCUGACUUUUUUGCUAGGUUGUUAAAUUAAUUAUUUGAAGGUUGCAAGUUGCAUUUUAGAGGGAGUCGUUUAAGAGAGGUCGUUUAUGUAGUACAAAGCAUUGGUGAAUUUUUUUCCGGUCGUACAUUGGAGGAAGUUAUUUAAGAUAGGGUCUCAAAACUGAGGUUUUGCUGUAUUAGUUUUUUAUGUACAAUUACUUGAUAAUGUUUUUUUUUUAAACUCAGUUUUAAAGCUGAAUCCUAAUUUCCCUUUUCAGAAUGUAAAAUAUGCUAAUAAAUCCAUAAUUUUAUAUUUAAAUCUUCACUUCAUCAUUGUGUCAUGCCCCACUUAUAUUUAGAAACGUGUCCAAUUUGUUAUGGAAUAUGAAAAUUUCUUAAAUAGAUCUUAAUAUCAUGUUUUUUUAAGUUAUAUUGGAUAUCACUUUUUUUUUUUUGUUUGCACAUAAAAACUGUCGUAUUAGUGCAACUUCCACUAUAUUUCAGAGGUGAAAUCACUGAAUUCAAGGUUCGUCAAGAUCCCCUUACGAUCUCCCCAGUCUAGACUUGUGUAUUCUUUACCUCACACAUUACAGGCAGCUAGAGAGAGGGUCAUUAAGUGUAAGAUAAUCUGUUGUAUUGUGAAAACAUAUAUCACAAUUCAUUUGUAACUCUCAACUUGCAGUGAUAAAAUUCUCUCAUGACCUCUGGAAUUAAAGAGAUGAAUUGAUACAUACUUAUUUGAGUAAAGAACUAUUUACAUUUUAGUUUAGGUGAGUUCACUAUAUAAUCAUUUCCAAGCCUCUAAUCAUUUAUAAAUAAUUUUGUGUAGUACAAUAAAUUGAUAAACAAUUCAAAUGGACCUAUCUGCUUGUUCCAGUAAAAAUUAAUAAAAUAAGGACUGUAAAAAUACAGUAAUCAAAUCAUUUUGACAUUCCUGAAAUUAAAUUCAUUUCCAUUAAAAUUUCAGUGUCUCCUGGUCUCAGCAUCCACCCCAAGAACAUUCUUCAGUCUCUCCCUGAUGAUGACGUUCGAAAGGCGGUCUCAAAACUGAUUGGUACAUUUUCUGAAGAAGCCCACCUGGUGGUUUUCAUAGACUCUUGGGGACUUGAGCUGGAUUUGCCGCCUAGACCAACCUCCAUCAAAGCCAGUUUUGCAGUAAUCAGCUCACUGUAUGGGAUACAUCUUGCUUGUUUAGUGUCUAAUCCCCUCCCUGAACAUGAUGUUUGGCAGUUUUCUUGCCUCAUGGCCAUACGCAUUAAAAAUGUAAGUUCAUAUUCUAUUUAAAACUUAAAGACAAGGGUUCACGCCCGCUGGCCGCAUCUGACUAUGGAUGAGGCCAGAAUAAAAAUCGUUAUUUAAUGGACUAAAAUAUUAUGGGUGCUUAGCAAUGUAUUGAAAGCGUUGCAGAUAUAAUUUGCGCUGAUAAAAAGGGGCUUUUCUAAAAAUCAUUUUGUUUCUCCAGACUUUCGACAGCCGUAUUGAUGAAAUAGAAAAUCUAUCAAAAAAGAUUGAAUUUUAUAUUUUGGUGAUAGAUGAAAGUACUGAUGCCACCUAUACAGCUCAUAAAGAGUGGAACAAAAUAUGUUUAGGCUUGAUAAAAAGACAGAACAAUUUUAUUAAUUUUUUUUUCACAUAAAAACUGUCAUAUUAUUGUAAUAUGAAAUUAGUGAAACAAAGUAAGGUUAAACCUGAAAAAGGAACGCAACAAAACAACAAAUGUGUCGGCAGGAAGCCUUCGUCAGCGAACAAAACAGAAAAAACAGAAUAAAAUUAAAAUUAAAAAAUAGCACUUAGCUGAGAAGUAGUAUCUAAGUAGUAGAAGUAGAAUUGCAAAAUUCAUUUGCUGCCCUCGUGGAUGCCAAAGACACUUUUAAAUCAAGAGAUGUAUACGAAGCAGUAAAAAAUAUGUUUAAGCUAUGUUCUUUGUCCAAUGUUAACAUAUCUGGUCCGCCUUCUGAUGGUGUCCAGGGCGAUGAUAGGUUGAUGAGAUGGACUUUUAAAAUGAUUAGAUUAGGAGACACUGUGGCCUCCCAAAAUUCAUGUAUGAUUAAAUUGCACUGCAUAUUACACUAAGAAAAUUAAUGUGAAAAAACUUUAAAUGCAAAUUGUAAUCAAGGCUGUAAAUUUUAUAAGGGCAAUAUCCAGGAAUUUCUUAUGUACUUGCAUGCUGGCUAUGGGAAAACCAUUUUUGGAAGUGAGAUGGUUAAAUCAAGGUGAAAUGCUGAAAGGAUUUUAUGAUUUGUGAGAUGAAGUUUCUGCAAGAACUUGUCGAUGAAUACUAGCUCACUGAUUUAGUUAUUUUUAAUACUUGACCACUCAUUUAAAUGAUUUAAACAUGCAUCUUCAACGUAAAAACCAAAUGAUCACAUACACUGUUUCAAGCUAUAACGGUUCUUGAAAUGAAACUGAAAAUAUGGCAAUAUCAACUUAAGGCAAAAAAAAUUUAUGCAAUGCAACAUGUUGGCUUAACACUGUCCUUCGCACAAUGAAAAAUAUGCAUCCUUGUUUUUCAAUUUGCUGAAGAAUUCGAAUACAGGUUUCAAGAUUUCCAGAAAAAAAUCAUCAAUCGAUUGGUAUAUUUGCGACUCCAUUUUCAGUCCAAAUAAAGAUAUCAUUUGUCAAUUUUCAAUGGAAUGCAUAGUAAUACAAUAUGACAUUCAACUUAAAGAAAAAUUUGAUCACGUUUCUUUACUGUACUUCUAUGAGAUAUAUCUUCCCAGAGAAAAAUAUCCUUUGCUUCAAAACCAUGUCAUCACUAAUUGUGAGCACUGACAUUUAUGAUGAGGUAUUUUCAAAUCAAGAUUAAAACUAGAACCAAAAUAUCUGGAGAGCACCUUAAGAACUCCCUGAGAAUUGCAACUAACUUCCAUCGAACCAAAUAUGGAAGCCCUGGUUUCUCAGUAACAAUGUUAAAAAUCUCUUUAGUUUCAUGUUGGUGAAUGAAUUAAAGAAUUUUAAAUGACUUCAAUAUGUUAACUAUAUAUUAUAUAUUCUACGUUUUAAUGAUGGUAGCCUGUCAUUGGUGUUAGUGCAUUAAAUGUGUGACUUUAACAACUUGUCUCCUUACAAUGUGGCCAGGGAAUCUGAAAGGUUGGACACCCCUGCUUUAAGCACAUUAAUUUUAAAAAUUUUAUUUUCUGUUUUUCUUUUAAUCCGUGGAAUUAUAAUUUCAUAACACCCUGAUUAUACAAUUAUAUGAGCUUUUUUUGUUUUGUUUUUGUUUUGUGGAUUGGCCAAGUUUUAAAUAAUACUUAUAAAUAACACAAUUUUAUAGACAUCUCUUACAUAUUGUUUCAUUUCUUCAUGGGACAAUCAAGAUUUUAGUGCAGCAUGGAGGAUGUGUUAGUCAUCUGGGUAUCAAGACCCAUGUCCUUGACAUGCAUGCCCCAUUCAUGCUGGAAAACUUCCAAGGCUCUAUAGAUGUAGAUGUAUACCCACAAACCUACAAGCUGAGAGAGGACGACCUUAAUGAGAUUAUCACAGCUCUGACUGUAGCUGUGGCUUCGUAUAAGAAUUUAGGGUAUGCAUCUCAUUGUUUUGAGCAUAGACUUCCUUCUGUUUGUUUUAAAUAUUAAGGCUUAACACUGUAAAAAAAAAUUUCUUAAAAAAAAUAUAUGUUUGAAAAUGUCGUUACUGAACUCUUAGUUCUUAAAACUUCAAGUGUUUGUUCUGUAGGUCUUUUGUUUAAACCUUUUCAACAACUUUUUGCAUGGAUUCAUUGACUCUAGCACUCUUUAUGCACAGAUCUAUUUAAGUUUACUGGGGUCUUGUGUACAGGUUGUUGUUUGAUAGACAUGCCACAACUUAAACAGAAAACUUUCUUAUUUAAAUAGCAUUUUAAAAUUCUAGUUAAGCCACACCUGUCACACAGGUAAAUAAAAAAUUAUUAUCUUCCAGUCAAUAAAUUGAUAUUUAUUAAAGAAAAAUCAUGUGGUAUAGAAAAAAAAAUUAUGAUUUAGAUUUAUGCUCAUGUAAUAUUUUACUGGCCCAUUAAUAAGUCUUCAUUGUUCUAUUUUAUUCUCAGAUCUGAAAAAGGCACUGAGACUGACUUCUAUUUUCUGCUGACCUGUGACCAGUUAGAACUGUUAUGGUGUCAUCAGUUUACAAAGGAACUGUGGAUUCAUGGGCCCCCAGGCUCUGGCAAGACAAUAGCAGCCCUGGAAAUGAUGAAGGAAUUCCUCAGGAGGGGCUGCCUGAAACAUGAGAUAUUAUAUGUUGCAGAGAACCCACUUCUGUGCUCCUUUGUGCGGUAGGUUUCCUUUUUUUGUUGUCCAUUUCGAAGCUGAAUUACGGUAACCAUCAAGAAUCCCCAGCUUAACUCCUCAGCCCAGUAUUAUAUUUAUGAAUCUCUGUGUUUUCCUGUUUUCCUUCCUGUAUAAAAGCAAAAUUAUUUUGGUGAAAUCAGAAAUACUUGGCCUUCUUGGUACAAAUUCUUAGUAUUACAAUAGUUAAGAUAACAAUAAAUCCAAGCAGCGACACAAUGACUAUUCCAUUAGGCCUAAGGCCAAAGACCAAAACUUUUGGUUGCUGUCUGGAAAAAGUCUGAGGAUCCCAACUUUCAAUUUUAGUUUAAGGUUGAAAUGGAUAGUCAUGUUUUAAACUACCCAAAUUCAACAGCCAUUUUAAAAAACUAUAUCAAAACCUCCUCAAAGGUGUAAGUUAACAUUUGGUUAAGGGGGCGUCCAUUAAUUACGUCAACAAAAUAGUGGGGGGAGGGGGUUUGGAAAUGUUUGACAGUUGUUGACAGGGGAGAGGAGGCGGGGAGAUGGUUAGGAGGUGAUGGGAUGGAGGUGAUGGGAUGGAGGUGAUGGGUUAGAAGGGGGUGUGAUUUAGUGAUGGGUUAGGGGGUGGUGGGAUGGAAGGGUGGGGUUAGAGUUAGAUCAGUUGACGUCAACAAUCAGGUUUUUUCUAUUAAAAUUUUAAUCUUAAAAAUAGACUGGUUCUUACAUUAUUUUAAACAAUUUAAUGAGUGUAAAUAGUCGUAUAUGUUUAGGCUUUUAACAAUAUAAGAGUUAUUUAAUGUAUGUCUUUCUGUGCACUGCACAUGGUUGGUCAGAAUGUUCACGUUGUCACUGCAAGAGAAGUCAAAAGUUGGCAUCUCUUCACCUGGCAUUUUUCUCUUAAUCGGCCCCCUAGAAUGAUUAACACAUCGUUGUACACGGUGUUAAAUUAACAAAAAACACCAACUUACCUUUGUUCAAUAACAACUAUACCAACUCAAAGACAGAGAGAGCUUAUUGCAAUUAUUGCUCACACUGACAAUGCUUCUAUUUUAAUUGCUGAAUGGUUAGUUAAGGAUGCUGUUGACUUGUCUGGUAUAGCAGUUUCCAGUUUCGCAAGAUGAAAAUGAUAAAUCAGAUACUAUAGACUAUGCCCAUCAGGGGCGUCAUUUCAGUUUUUUUUCCAGGGCAAGGGAGGGGGUGGGGGACAAAACCAAAACUUGUUCGGCUUGUUAAGUUGUUUAUUACUGGAGGUGCCACAGUACAUAGCAAUUUAAAUAAAACCAGCAAAAUGGGGGGGGGGGGGGGGUGUGUGCAAAUGCUCCCCUGCCCUACCCAAAUGAUGUCCCUUAUGCCCAUUGUUACGAUAGAGCAACACGUGGCUACUCCAUGGGAAGAUAACAGCAGCUAGAAACAAUGCUAUAAUUUUCACCUAUACUGACAAAAAUUAUAUUUAUACUUUUACAAACAAUGAUAUUUAGUCUCUAACAACCUUUUAAUUGAUUCUGCUUUAUAAAAUUUAAGUUUAAAAACUUUUUAACUUGUUAAUUAACAAGCUAAAGAUGUAAUGAAAUGUUUUUCCUACAAUUUUGUGUUAUUAAAAAGACAUCAGCACAAAGUAAAACGUAUUUAUAAAUUUAUUUAUAUUAUAAUUCAUUUUCUUUUUGAAAAAAAAGGGAGGGGAAGGUAUAAAAUGUUGACAUAAAUUAAAUAGGGGUGGUCAAGUUUGACAGUUGUUGACUGGGGUUGGGGGGUCAAAAAUUGCGUAAAAAGUGUUGAUGUAAUUAAUGGACGACCCUAAGAACCACUGCCCUGGACUUGUGCUAUGUUUUUAGAUAAUACAUAAAUAAUAAAGUUUUUUUAACAUGGAUCUGUGGGAGAGAGUUUUUUUGUUUUUUUUACAAAUCAAAUGAAUUUUUACAAAUUCUUAAAAAGUUUCACCAAUUGUUUAUGUACCGGAUAAUAAUCAAAAUACAAUGGCUUAAUUAACAAUUUUUUUUUUAUUGAUCAGGAUUUUUUUUAAUGAAUUCUUAAUUCUUUAAAUACAGUAUUCAAAGUUGCAAAGCAGUACCAAGUCCAGUUAUAAUAUGUUUCACCUUUAUUUCAGUUCCUUUGAUCUAUGCUUGGUUCGAAAUAGAAGAGAACUGCUGUUAGAAUCAGUGAACCCCACUCUGUCUGGUCAAUACAGUCAGAUAAAAAAUGUCAUUGUCGAUGAGGCUCAAAAUUUCAAAGACAGGGAUGGGGACUGGUAUGCUUUGCUGGAGAAACUUUCUAAACAAAAUGUCAAAGAUCCAAAGGACAGCACCUGUGGAUACUUCUGGGUGUUCAUGGAUUAUGCUCAGAAGGUACAUAAAUUUGAGGCAGGUCUGCCUGGAUUAAUAGGCAAAAACAACUUUAUUCUCAGAGAGAUUUCACGCAACUCUAAAGAAAUCUACGACUAUGCCAAAAAGUUCAUGGAGAGUUCAGCAGAAGCGAAAUCGGAUGAGUGCGUGGCAGUCUCCAAACUAGGUCAUGAGUACAUGUCUGGGGAGGAUGUCAGUGUCCUCAAGUGUGACAAAGCUGGACUGCAGGAAAUGCUGUACAAGGUCUUGAAGCACUUUACAGAUUUAGGUGUAGAUGUUAAUGACAUGGCUAUCUUGGUCAGUAAGAAAAAAGAAGCAGAGGAGAUUGAGAAGACUGUGCGAGAAGGAAAUCUCUUGGAGUCUGUCAUUAAAAGUCCUACAAAAUUACAAUCCCUUACAGUUGGGCCACCCAAACUGCCAGUGUCGGCAAUACCAACUGAUUCAAGUCUAGACCAGACAGACUUUGGUUCAGAACCUGUCAGUGACUCACAAAACUCUCCACCCAGCAGCAGGCGCUCUACUGUUAGUGCUGACGGUAAACAUCUGACUGUGUCCACCGUAAGGGAGUUCAGUGGUCUGGAUAAAUCGGUCAUCAUUGGGCUUGAGCCACACAUUAACCAAGAUCACGGUGACAUGGACAAGUUUUUGCUGAACCUUGUGACCAGAGCCAAGGACUCGUUAGUGAUUCUCACUACCUCAGAUAAAAUGAUGGGCACCUUGAAACAGAAAUGAUUCGUAAGUUUGGAGAGUGCAGCUCUCUGUUACACCUGAUACAGAUCCUCCACUGUUUAAAGUAUUGUUAGUGUAGGUUACUUUAAUUUUUUGGGAAAUGUGAGUUUUGUUUCAAUCAUGUCAAAGUUCUUCAUAAACAAUCAUCUCUGCUGUAAAUCUAUUUUGCAACGCAAUGUAUAAUACAUGUUUACCAUUUAUGGUAGUUAUCUUUUCAUAACUUCUUUGAGUCUAUCAUAGUCAGGCAUAGAAGGGAUAGACAAAACUAUAAUUAGGAGCUAGCAACUUAUAAGCAUACAUACAAGCAUUAGCCCACCUCUUGUCUCUGCUUAUUGCUUGUUAGUGCAACUGUGUCAUACUUCCAAGCAUAUAUUUGAAAAACCUUUUUAACCAGGUGGAGAUAAAACAUUUGCUUGUUUGAAGGUCUAUGUGUUUGGAACUGUAAUUUACUACUCUUAUGCUUGUAUACAUUAUAUAUUAGAUUGUAUUUAUAUAUUGUUUUAUUUCUCUGGUAUAUAUAUAUAUAUAGAACAUUUUUAAAAAUGUAUUGUUUAUAGAUUUCACAUAUGGAAUGAGACUCAUGGAAAAAAGGCUGCAUUUGCUCAUUUCAAUAAUCAAAUAUUCAUCAAACUCGCUAUUGUCAAUUGCUCAUUUCAAUAAUCAAAUAUUCAUCAAACUCGCUAUUGUCAAUAGAUGAGGUUAUUAUUCUAACCCCAAUACUUGCAUUUAUUCAAAUAUUCUUUUUUAAAUUUAAAAUAAAACAAUAAGUUCACACAUUAUGUUUUCUUCAACAGGAUCUUUAUCAUCCCUAAAAUGACAUCCGAAUAGCACUGAGUCAAAAUGGACCCAGACAUGCAGCGCCGCCAUAUGCACCCAGGUACCAUUAGACUCAAGCUAUUCGGAUGUCAUUUGUGGUAGUUUAUUUUAGUUAAACUGAAGAAGUAAGUUUACAAACAUAUCGUCCAUUCAAUUAUCUUUCAUUUCAUUCCUCAUUUUGUCUUACAAACCCAACAAUAAUAUUUUAAAUAGUUUUUUAAUCCCAACCUCUC